UUUGCUGCUGCCGCAUUCACGUCGUCGAGGUGGUUGGUGGUGAUUGGUGUUUCUUUGGAGGUCGUCGCGUACGCGUCGGUGAUGUAAAACGUGUGUGUGUGUUCAGUGAAUUGUGCUAAGUAAAAGCCUGGAAUGUAAUAUUGCUAUACGACUUUGGAUCGAAGUGUUGAAAGAUUUAAAAUAUUGAAUGUAAGUUGCAUAAGAUCGGUGCAGAGAAAACCGGUGUUUUUAAAUGCAGUCGUAAAGCAAAUGAAAAGUGUGUCGUUCGUAUAGUCGAAAGUGCGAAAGUGGUCAAUGUAUAAAGUGAAAAAAGAGACAAAUGAAAUUUAAAGCGAGUCAAGUUUGAAACAAAAAAAAAAGUUUGAAACAUCCAAAAUCGCUUUCAUUAUUUAAACAAAAAACAGGCACAGGUAUUAAAAAAAAAACCAAACGCAUAACACCAAACUGUUGUGUUCAGUUCAGAAUCGUGCAAAAAAACAGUGAUUGCAAAAAAGCAGCUACUUAAUUAAUUGCCUCGAAUAGUUUUGACGCUGUUUACUUUUUUUACCGCAAUGUUGCAUAGAAAAUUUUUUGUUGGCAAACUUGUUAGCAAUCACAGCUGACUGCCAAAUUAAUUGAUUGAUUGAAUGCCUGUUUAUAAGAUUGUUUGCAUUCCAAUCAUAACUGAUGAUAUUUGUGGUAUUUAAGUGAAAAUGAAAACGAAAACAUCGACUGCUGUUUUGCAGCAACAAAACUAAGGUGUAGUGCGCCUGAAAAUACCACAUUGCAUGAAGUUAUUGAAAUGUUGCAUGCAAUACAUCCACAUUCAUAAUUUCAUUGUAAAUACUUGAGAGAGUAAACAAAAACUUUUCAAGUACAUACCUACUACUUCCUGAACUUUAGUGGGUGGUGCAGAAUUUUUAAGGCUUCAGUGUAAAUAAAAAACGAAGCUUCUGCGUGCAAAGAAUUUUGAAAAAUUCACCGAACAUCCAAAAAGAAAAACAUAUGUUACACUUUCUUUCUGAACCAUUUUUAGUGCGCGUGUGCAUUUGUUUACAUCGCAUACAUCAAAAUAACUCAUAAUAAAAAAAAAAAAAGUUAUGAAUCGAACACAAUGAGCAAUGAGUAGCCAAAAGCAACCAGCAAGGUGAAGAAGCCAAUAAAAUGCCAAAUUAUCGUUUCGACGAGUAUCGAUAUAAGAAAACAGUUGUAUCGCUAUUUUGUGGCAGCUAUAAAUUUGGUGAAAUUUAUGAUUCCGCUUUGGUGUGAAAAGCAAUCGAAUGACGUUGUAAAUGAGCGUGCUUAAAAUAGGACAAACAAAAUUAAAUGAAAUUUGCAGUGAAACACAGAAAGAAAAAAAUUUAUAUACAAAUUAAAAUAAACAGCUAUGAGAAGUAAUGCACGCACAACAGAAUGUUGUGGGCUUUAAAGUUGCAAACUUGAAUAAUAAUUGAAAACUGAAAAGUGCCCGAAAACAAGCAGAUUUUUAAACAAAACUAAAAGCAAUUUAAAAAACAGUGGUUAAAAAAAAAUAAUAAAGUGCAUUUAAAGGUGCUGGCGUUUUGUGUUCAAAUGAAAAGCGUGUUUAUGGUGAAAUAGUAAUAAAUACAAAAUUUUAGUCUGAACAAAUAUUAAAGUUGAUUUUUAUCAAAGGUUUUACUCUCUUCAUAUCUACUAAUAUCAAUGUGGUCACUUGAAAUCCUGUCCGGCGUUACACAUGCGCGUUUGCAAUAUUAUGGAGGCGUGUUUGAUGGCUAAUCAUUUAAUGAUGGCGCAUCAACGUCCACAAUUGCUUGUCAUCUCAAUUUCCCUGCUUUAUUGGUUUCGUCAUACAGGCGAAUGUUGGAAAUUCGAUGGCGGUGGUCCGGGUGCACUCGGUCCCGGUGCACCGAUACAUAACAGCCCAUCUCCGCUGCUGCUAAAUGCGCCCACAUUUAUUGCCACCUAUACACAUUCGCGUGCGGCACGUAGCGCUUCAGCGACACCAGGUAGUGGUGGUGGUGCUUCCGCUGCGGCUGCACGUGGUCCACCGCCAGCUGUGCCGCCGCCAAGCGGGAAUGGUGGUGUUAUGGCAGGCGGCAGCUUCUCGGCACUGUUAAAUGGCCAACAACAGGAUAUUUUGUAUGCUUGUCCGUUGAAUAGUAUGUGCCAGUGUGCAGGUUUGCCCAACGAGACGUCCACAUUGAUCGAAAUCAAUUGCAAUGAAGUGGCGCUGUAUAAAUUUCCAGAAUUCAUACAUAGUUCCGUGCGUUACAUUGAAAUGUCACGCACACAUUUGCAAAGUGUCGACGAUGAAACAUUUCAGGGACUCAGACUGAAAACAUUAAAAUUGAUAGAUAACGAAUUGCAGGACAUUUCAGAUCGCAGUUUCAGCACAAUGACGCAUUCGCUUAUGACGCUGGACAUAUCUGGCAAUAAAAUGCAGCACAUACCACUCGAGGCGUUGCAAAAAUUGCAUUCGCUAACACGGCUUGUAGCGCAAAGGAAUCACAUCACCUCUCUCGAAGGCAACUGGGAGGCUCUCUUCGAUUCUCUGCGCUCGUUGCACCUCUCCGGCAACGACAUCACCGAGGUGUCUCCUUUUGGUCUUCACGAGAACGGCAAUAGCGUGAACGGCGUCGGCGGCGGUAGCGGUCAUCCUUCCAGCCUGGCGGCCAUCACACGACACGACGAGCUCGGCAGCAUGAAAAGUGCGCACAACCAUGCGUUAAACAUGCUCAACGGACUCAGCGGGUCUGCUGCGGGACAUACGUCCAGCACGAGUAAUCACAUUGCGCCAAGCAAACCUUUCAGUCGCCUACAAAAACUACUCUGGCUGGAUCUUUCAAAUAAUCGCAUCUACCACAUAGCGCCCAACUUCCUGCCACGCUCGCUGGUCACCAUCGAUCUGUCGAGCAAUCUGCUCACCGUUUUCCCACAACAACUCUUCGAGCAUCUACAUGGGCUGCGCAUCGUAUCGCUGCGUGACAAUUUGCUGCGUAGCGUGCAAACGAAAGAGUUGCGGUUGGUGCGCAUGCGGUUGGAGAAGCUCGACUUGGGCAUGAACUUGGUGGAAACGCUGGAAUCAGAUUGGUUUCAGAACAACUACUCUGACGUGCAUGUACGCGCGCUCAAUCUGGAAAAGAACUAUAUACGGCAGCUACCACCGGCGGUGUUCAAGGGCACUGGCAUAGCGCAUUUAGUGCUGGCUUUCAAUGCCAUCGAGCGCAUACAUGUGAAUGCCUUUGAGGGCGUUACUGAGACGCUGGAAUACUUAGAUCUGGAGCGCAAUGAGUUGAAUGCAGUGCCUGGUGCAAUUAGGACGCUGCAUAAACUCAAGUAUCUGUAUCUGGCCUCGAAUAAUAUUUAUCAACUCACAAAUCUGCCGGAGAACAUGGAUAAUUUGCGCGUGCUCAGCUUGAGCGGCAACAACUUCACGAUGAUACCAGUGCUGGCGCUGCGUAAUUACACGCAGCUGUCUUACCUCAAUAUGGGCUACAACCUCAUUUCAGACAUACCUGAGGGCAUUUUCGCGGUGGACAAUUGGGGCGCAAACCUACAGACGAUACUACUGCGUAACAACAAAAUCACGCACUUGCAUUUGGGCUCUUUCUACGGCUUGGAGCAGAUACAGGAAAUCAGUUUGAGCUUCAACGACAUCAAUAUCCACCAUCCCAUGGUAUUUGAGAAUGUUUCGCGCACACUUAAGAUACUGGAACUCUCCUUCGCCGUCUUUCCUGCACGCAGUUUGGAGUCCAUCGAUCCGCUCGACGCACUACUGCCGCUUUCACAGCUCAUGUGGCUGGGUUUGGACAAUAAUAAUCUGAAGAUGCUUUCCAACGAUUCAUUCGCAAAUAUGCGCGAACUUAGCUAUAUUAACCUGGCGUUUAACCAACUCAAGCAGCUGCCGCGUGGUCUCUUUCUGCCCGAUGUGCACAGCCACCUGGUGGAGAUCGAUCUCUCGUACAAUUCAUUGGAAGUCAUAGCACGCAAUACCUUCCACAGUCUAGGUGACCUGCAGACGCUUAACCUACAAUCGAAUAAGUUGCAACUGCUGGAGAAGCACGCCUUCUACAAUCUGGAAUUUCUGCGCUACAUCGAUUUGUCCUACAACCAACUGGCCAACAUCUCCCAUGGUGCCUUCACCAUACUGCCCAACCUCGCUGCCUUGGAUUUGAUGCACAACAACCUCGGUUCCCUUUCCCUUAAAAUGUUUCAUUUCGUCUCGAACACCAGCACACCGCUGCGUUUAAACGUCACCUACAAUCAGAUUAGCCACUUCGAGGACGAACUCAGUUCGUAUAUGUACAUCUACAAUCUGGACAUUAGCCACAAUGCGAUAAGCACGCCGGACAGCUUCGCCAAUCUAGCCAAUACGCUACGCUUCCUCAACCUCGCGCACAACACCAUAGGUGGGCUUGCCAACCACGCAUUCGGCGACCUCGAAUUCCUCGAAAUACUAAAUCUCGCACACAACAACAUCACUUCGCUGCGGCGCCGAAGUUUUCAGGGUCUGAACAGUCUACAAGAAUUGGAUCUCGGCUACAAUGGUCUCGAACAGCUGCAAGUGGAGCAGUUCUCGAAUUUGCGCAAGCUGCGCAUACUACGCGUGCGUGGUAAUCGUCUGCGCGCCUUGCCACGCGAGGUCUUCAUGAAUACGCGCCUUGAAUACUUUGAUAUUUCCGAGAAUCAGCUAUCGGUGUGGCCUGUACCCGCCUUUUCUGAUGUCGGCUUUACGCUGCGCAGCAUACAGAUGGCGCAGAAUGCGCUCGAAUACCUCGACUCCAGCAUGUUUGUGAACUCACAAUUCCUCUACGACAUCAACUUGGCCUGCAAUCGCAUUACAGUGCUGCCUGACAACACGUUCACUUUCCUAAACAAUCUCACCAACUUGGAGCUGUCGCAGAAUCCACUGGUUACCACCAAUCUGAAAGAGGUGUUCCUACACACGCCGCGCCUACGGCGUCUCAAAAUACGUCGCAUGGGCCUCUAUGUGCUGCCCCAACUCAGUCUGCCCUAUCUAUCACACCUCGAUGUGAGCGGAAAUUACCUGCAGGAGCUCUCAUCGCUACACGAAAUGCGCCAGCUGCGCCACGUCAAUGUGUCGCAUAAUAAAAUUGUCAACGCCAGCAAUAUUGCCGAACAUCUACCGACAUCUGUGCGUGUGCUCGAUUUGGCGCACAACCCACUGCGGCGCAUCAGCGCGCACGACCUCGUUGCGCUACGCCACCUCACCGAUCUCAAUUUGCUCGACGUCAAGGUAGCCAAUCCGUCGGUGUUCAUCAAGCUACGUUCGCUACGCAAAUUACAUCUCACAUCGCAUCUGAAUUUGGGUGAGAUUGUGGCGCGUAUACCGGGCCUGCAGGAGUUACGUGUGCACUGCAUGGAAACAAAUAUAGGGCCAGAGCUGCUGGCGAAGCUGGUGAAUAACACAAAACUACAGCUGUUAGAGUUGUAUGGCGGCAAUGUGCAGACAAUAGCACCGGAUGCGCUGGCGGGCUUGGCGCGCAAUCAACAUUUGCUGGUAAAAAUCUCACACACUAAAAUAUCCGAUCUGCCGCCGGGCAUUUUUUAUACGCUGCGUGCCGUACCGCAGCUGGCUAUCGACAUUUCGCACAACAAAAUCAAUGCGCUGGCGGCGGACAGCUUCUACCCGAACAAAACCUACUGGGACACUGUGGGUACACGCAGCAUUAUGGGCGGACUGGACACGUCACACAAUCCGCUCGAGUGCGAGUGCGGCUUGGUGUGGUUCGGUCACUGGCUGAGGCGAUGGCUGCGUGAAUCGGCGCAAAUAAAAGUGAUACAGAAGGAUGAGAUGAAGCGAAUGGUGCAGCGCGCGCGCGCCAACACAUGUCACGAUCCGACAACUGGCCGUCGCCUACCCAUAUUGGAGAUUUUUCCCGAAGACCUGUUGUGCCAAGCGAGCGCGCUUAGCAGUUCGAGUGAACGUCUCUUUCUGCUCUCGUUUGCGGCGAUUGCGUUACCGCUCUUCACAAUGUCACUUUGAUAAUUGGAAGCGUAGUAAGAGGCGUGAACUUAGCUGUAGGAAACAUACUACUACGAGCGCAUAGCUGGAGCGAAGGAACGAGCGCCAUGCACUCGUCACAUAUUUGUAAAGUACUAUAAAGAGAGGCACCGUAAGUGUGAUGUAGCUGUAAGAGUUGCCAUGUAAAAACGAUACAAAAAAACUUAAACCAAACCUAACUGGAAUGAUUAUUGCUUUAAUUGUUGAAAAGAGUGGAGAAAGAAAACAAAAGUUGUUAGCUGAAAAAAUGUAAAUUAUUGUAAAUUUCUUAAAAAAAACUGUUAUCUAUAGACUAUAGUUUUAGCUAAUGUAAAUCUGAUAGACUUAAGAAAUAAGUUUAUAAAUAAAAAAAUAUUUGAAGCCGUAAUUGUUUUUGAUUUUGAUUUUAUAUUUGUGUUGAGCGAUGGGAAAGAAGAAAUAAUACUUACGUAUAUUGUUGAAAAAAGUGUAGAUUUUAAAUAAUUAUAGAAAAUACGGCGGCAUUAUACGAUAACUGUAAGCGCAUUGAUUCCUAAAGUAGUAACUUUUUAAUAACAACUAUGCAAAUAGGAUAAUACAUAGUAAUAAAAUAUAAAAUAUACUAAGUAUAGCACUUGGAUAGCUUAAAUUGUAACAAAACCUAUUUAUAAAAUGCAUGAAAAAAUGAUUGAACUCGUCUAAAACGAUUUGGAGAAAGAUUGGAGAGAAAGAGAAAAGGUGAAAAAAACAAAAAGAUCUACAAAUUUAUUUCUCUCUUAAGUGAAAGUUAUUUCGUUAGAACUUUUCGAAUUAAAAUUUGCUAUUCCAUACUUUUUGGAUUUUCUGCCAACGCAAUUUCAGCUAUUAUUUUUUAAAGGCAUGAUAUAAAGUUAAUCUAAAAAAAUAAAGCACUCUUUGGUUCUGGACAUUUGGAACAACUUCAACAGAAGCUAGCUGUUUUAGUGCUGGUUAUCUAGCUGUAAGGCGUUAAAAUGUCAAAAUCCUUAGUCAAGGAAUUGCACACAAUAGGAGAAAUUUUCAAAAAUUUCGAAAAUCUUUUUGCAUCAAACCAAUUCAAGUUGCGUAGCAAAAUUAUUAAACUCGUAAUUUUUUCAAGCAACCACUUUCUAGCUAAAUUGUUUAUUAAAUUGUCUCGAUUUUUUAAACAGCUGGCAACCCUUCCCAAAAAUGUUUCACAGUGUACGUGUAAUA
Messenger RNA from Rhagoletis pomonella (apple maggot), 7156 nucleotides. Its product is annotated as chaoptin. The transcript has 7 exons. The record is from RefSeq and is a predicted model, not a curated record. Gene Ontology annotation, cellular component: extracellular matrix. Gene Ontology annotation, molecular function: protein binding. Lineage: Eukaryota; Metazoa; Arthropoda; Insecta; Diptera; Tephritidae. Bases 1697 to 5968 code for a protein of 1423 amino acids.